Molecule: messenger RNA, 1655 nt
Organism: Mobula hypostoma (lesser devil ray)
Lineage: Eukaryota; Metazoa; Chordata; Chondrichthyes; Myliobatiformes; Myliobatidae
Gene: capgb
Product: capping protein (actin filament), gelsolin-like b
Exons: 10
Coding region: 381-1460 (359 amino acids)
Biological process (GO): central nervous system development; actin filament severing; actin polymerization or depolymerization
Cellular component (GO): actin cytoskeleton; cytoplasm
Molecular function (GO): phosphatidylinositol-4,5-bisphosphate binding; actin filament binding
Source: RefSeq, a predicted model, not a curated record
GAAAAGGAAGUGAGACAGCGGUCGAAACGUCUGCAUGUUGGGACCCACUGACAGGGUGUGUCGCCGCCUGAUUUCCUGAAUCAUUUGGAAAUAACCUCGUGAGCCUUCCUCGCUCACUGUGGUGAGGACACGUCUCGGGGGCAGAUUACGAUCUAAACCGUCCAGCCCAGCUACAUCCAGCUUCGGAGAUAGAGCGAGGCUCGAGGCGCAGCAGGGCCCCGGCGUGGAAAAGCCGGAGCAAACUCGGCGUCCAAGUACCCCGCUCCCUCCCCCGAGCGCGCUGCCGCAGGUAGACAGGGCGGCGAAGACGAUCUCCUUCAGGCCGGGCGCCGCGGAAGCAAGCUGGGAUCGGCCGAGAGGGAGAGAGAGGUUCAGCAGUCAUGUCCGUCACGCCAAAGCAAGUCCAAGAGUACUGGAAUUGGCACCAGAGUAUGGGGAGGGAUUCCUGCCUGGAGAAGGCGCCACAAUCCCUGGGCCUGCAGGUGUGGCGGGUGGUGAAGAUGAAGCUGGUGCCGGUUCCCAAGGGCGAGUUCGGGACCUUCUUCACCGGCGACGCCUACCUCGUCCUUCACCGGGGCGACGAGGAGAGGUCGCACGUCCACAUCUGGCACGGAGAGAAAGCGAGCACGGAUGAGAAGGGGGCCAGCGCGCUCUUUGCCACCCAGUUGGAUGACAGCCUCGGCGGGCGCCCCGUUCAGCAUCGGGAGGUGCAGGGUAACGAGUCCGAGCUCUUCAUGUCUUACUUCCCACACGGCAUCAAGUACCAGGAGGGCGGGGUGGACUCCGGGUUCCACAAGGUCGCCGCGGGCCACACGUCCGUCCGGAGACUGUACCACGUCCAGGGCCGGAAGAUCGUCCGCGCUCGGCAGGUGGGACUCAACUGGGAGAGCUUCAACACCGGCGACUGCUUCAUCCUCGACCUCGGAGAGACCAUCUACCAGUGGUGUGGAACAAGCUCGAACCUGUACGAGCGGCAGAAAUCCGCUCAAUUCGCCGGCUCAAUCCGGGACCUCGAGCGUAAGGGCCGGGCACGGGUCGUCAUCGUGCGGGACGGCGAGGAGCCCCCGGAGAUGAUCGAGGUCCUGGGAGCCAAGCCGUUGCUGAAGGAGGGAACACCACAGGACGAUGCCCAGGCCGAUCAGACCCACAGCAAGACCGCUGAGCUCUCCAAGGUCUCAGACGCCACCGGCUCGAUGUUGCUGACCCCCAUCUCCUCCAAAAGCCCCUUCCCCCGGGCUCUACUCCAAUCUGACGACUGCUUCGUCCUAGACAACGGAGUCUGUGGCAAAGUCUACGUCUGGAAAGGUCGAGGCGCCAACGUGAAGGAGAGGCGGGCAGCCCUCAAGGUGGCCGAGGACGUCAUCGCCCGUCGCAACUACGCCCCAAACACUCAGAUUGAAAUCAUUCCGGAGGGACUCGAGACGGCGUUUUUUAAGCAAUUUUUCUCGGGGUGGAAUUAAAGAUCGCUCGCUCCGCAGCGCUCCGCCCCUCCCCGUGAAAUCCCUAAACAUGCGGAGCAGAGCGCGUUCGCAUUAAUAUAUACAAUAUAUACACGAUGCAAUUUCUGUACUCUACAUCUCAGUUUGAUCCUUGUUGCUCAUCGAUCCUUUAAUUAAAAGAAGCUUCCUAAAUUAUAUAAUGAGUGCUUUUUUAAA